AUGCCGACCGUCAAGCCUAUCCUCCACCCUCUCAAGACGCCGAAGAGCGCAUCAUUUCCCUCCGAACUGCAUAGCGACUCCUCCUCGAGCCCCUCCGACUUAAUCAAGCAAGAAGAACUAUGCACUCCUAUUACUCCCGACUCCUCUAUUCCCAAAGCAUACACUCAGUUCCUCGAGGCUAUGACACCUGUCUUCAGUCCGGUCAGCGCGGGCGUGAACUUUCCCAAGUUUCCCCUCAAGAGGCCUUCUCCUCCAACCUCGCAGCCUGCUAGUGCUAUGAGCGGAUCCUUUUCCUUCAGUGACUCUGUGCGAUCGCCUACUGUAUCUUUGCCUCCACCAACACCCGCCUCAGCACAACCAUCGAGGAAGAACUUUGCUCAUCCUCGCCGCCUUCGCAUCCCGCAUUCAGCGAAGUACUCGCCAUGUACGGAUUCUCCUAAGAGCGCAACUAUGCUUCGAUCGCCCUUCACCCCCUCUGGCUGGAACCCUCGCUAUUUUGAGGGUCCCCAUAGCGCCAACCCUUGCGGAAAGCCCGUCAGUGUGAGACAAGUUGUCACCCGAACAGUGACCUACAAACGCACCCAACUCGAAGCCCCACCAAAGGGAAAGCGGCGCAAGUGCCGCGACAUUAAGGAAGUCAAGGAAGUCAAGGAAGGCAAAGAGGUCUCAUGA
Penicillium cosmopolitanum is the source of this 672-nucleotide messenger RNA. RefSeq lists its product as uncharacterized. The transcript has a single exon. The record is from RefSeq and is a predicted model, not a curated record. NCBI's taxonomy places the organism in Eukaryota, Fungi, Ascomycota, Eurotiomycetes, Eurotiales, Aspergillaceae. The coding region runs from base 1 to 672 and encodes 223 amino acids.